CACGUCUUUCCCGGAAGUAGAACAGGAGCAACUCAAAGGAGUAGUGGAGUCUGUGCUGUUAGCGCUUCAAACAGCCUGUUUGAACCAACUUGUGCCAUUAAAAAAUUGAACUUAGCAUGGCUUACCCGGGAUACGGUGGGUAUGGCCAUGGUGGACCAAUGCUACCCGGUGGAAUACCAGGCGGAAUACCAGGCGGAAUACCAGGCGGAAUACCCGGUGGACCAAUGCCCGGUCACAUGGGUGGUCCAAUGGGAGGUGCUCCACCCCGGGGGCCUGGAUAUGCCCCCUACGGAGGAGGCUACCCCGCAGCAUACGGUGCUCUACCCCCAGCUGCCAAUGACCCCAUGUGGGGUUACUUCACAGCCAUUGCUGGCCAGGACGGUGAGGUGGAUGCAGAGGAGCUCCAAAGGUGCCUGACUCAGGCUGGCUUCACUGGAACCUACAGCCCGUUCAGCCUGGAGACCUGCAGGAUCAUGAUCGCAAUGCUAGACAGGGACUUCACGGGAAAGAUGGGCUUCAACGAGUUCAAGGAGUUGUUUAUGGCUCUGAAUGGCUGGAAGCAGAACUUCGUGAUGUUCGACCGCGACAGGAGCGGGACCGUGGAGCCCCAUGAGAUGAGCCAGGCCAUCAGCUCCAUGGGAUACCGCAUCAGCCCGCAGGCCCUCAACACCAUCCUGAAGCGCUACAACCGAGGCGGACGCAUCUUCUUUGACGACUACGUGGCCUGCUGUGUCAAGCUUCGCGCCCUCACAGAGAACUUUAAGAGGAGAGAUACCAUGCAGCGAGGUUCUGUCAACUUCCUCUAUGAUGACUUCAUCACGUGCACCAUGGCCCUUUAAGUGCCGCCUGCCGAUGGGCGGAGCCGUGAGUCCAGAACCCGCUAAAGAGCCAAUCGCGGAUGGAUCACGUCCCAGUCCUGCAGGAACCAAGGCCAGUCGGGUUCCCGGUGGCGGAACCUGUGGCUUAUGAAUGAAUGCUAACAUGUCAUGUAAAACAACUUUCUUCUUGAAUCAUUUUCAUACAGUUUUUGUCAUAAUGAAGCUUUCUCAUAUUCAUAUUGCCAGUCUAUGCCGCUAAAAAUGACUUUUUUUUCAUAUUGCCAGUUUAUACUCGGAAAACAGCACUUUUUAGCCUGUUUUUCUUGUGAUGUUAUGAUUAUUCCCAUUGAACUUUUUCCCGAUUUUGCCAAAAAAUGUCUUAUUUUGACAGCUAUGGCUUCUCAUGAGCAAUCAGGGAAAAAGUCAUUAAAAAAGUGGUCAUUUUAUGAGAAAUAAAGUUGUAAUAAAUUUACAAGAAAAAA
Doryrhamphus excisus (bluestripe pipefish) is the source of this 1300-nucleotide messenger RNA. It is a transcript of the gene gca, whose product is annotated as grancalcin. Gene Ontology annotation, molecular function: calcium ion binding. The record is from RefSeq and is a predicted model, not a curated record. NCBI's taxonomy places the organism in Eukaryota, Metazoa, Chordata, Actinopteri, Syngnathiformes, Syngnathidae.